AUCAGCAGAGCACCAUGCAAAACCCCAGCAGGCGGCCCACUGUCUCUCUCGCUGGACCCCCUGCUUGUUCCGGGAUCCAAGGUUGGGCUGACCUCCCAGAUGAGUUGCUUCAUCUCAUCGUUGCUCGGUUGGGCUCCUUUCAAGACAUUCUUGGCUUCGCCGCAACAUGCCCCUCUUGGCGUACUGCCUCCUCUUCAUACCCAUCGAAAUCUACAUUCCGCACAAAAUUCCCACCUCUCCUCAUCCAGCCCCGUGUCCGUCAUGAACAAGAUCCUCUUCUUCCUUCUACUGAUGGUUGCCGUGAGCUACUCAAAUGUAAGGUUAUUGAUCCAGCCAACCCGAACGCCGCCCUUCACUGCCAGAUUCCUCAAGAAACCCUGGAGAAUAUGAAAUGUAUCGGCUCUUCCUAUGGUAAUAUCAUCUACUACCGCGAAGGAUAUUGUCGCAUCGUCGAUGUCUUCACUGGAAUGGAGGUUUCAGCUCCAUGUCUCCCACCCAGUGCCAAGUGUUCGAUAUACCGCUGUAAUGGCAUUCUAACAGCCCCUGUCACAUCACCCAACUCACAUCUCAUUGUCAGUACCAGCACCUACCACAAGUCCUACUUAUUUGAUUGGCGUGUUGGAAGCGACUCUUGGUCCCAAGCCCAGCUUCCUUAUAUGUAUACGGACCAGAUUGUGGAAUUCAAUGGUCAGCUCAUUCUCUCGGAUGGCAAUGGGUGGUUCCACUCUGUGCAGGUGGCCCCUCAGCUUGGUCUGCAGGAGAUAACAACCGACAAGGAUGACUGGAGUCAGGAACAUCGUGAUAUGACAGCGCUGGUGGUUUGCGGUGACAUGCUUAUCCCGUUGACCGUUUUUACGCUGUCCUCGCUGAGGGAGGAGGCGGCGGUCCAGUCCCCGGAGAGCGAGACGGCGUCGCUGAAUUCGGCGACGUGGCCAAGCUGGGGUGAGGCGGUGCGCUGCCAGAGGUUAAGCGGCGGAUGGUGCAGGGCGUCGGCAGGGACUUUCGUGGAGACGAAGACGAUGAGAGAGCAGUCGCCGGUGAGCGCCAGGGCGACGGGCUCCUAG
Molecule: messenger RNA, 1064 nt
Organism: Aegilops tauschii subsp. strangulata
Lineage: Eukaryota; Viridiplantae; Streptophyta; Magnoliopsida; Poales; Poaceae
Molecular function (GO): protein binding
Source: RefSeq, a predicted model, not a curated record